ACAGAUGUGUGUGUGUUUAUGUGCAUAUGAGUAUAUUCGAGUGUGUGUGUGUGUGUGUGUGUGUAUAGCAGUACGGAGGGAGGGCGGAAGUCGCGCUCGUGCACAAAAUCUGCUCUGCGAUUGCUGAAGUGUAAACAGGCGAUGGACGGCAACUCAGUUGAUUCCAGCCCGAGCUCCAGCCUGGUCGUAAUGACAUAAAGCUCGUCAAGAAAACCACUGGACACUACGCUAUUUCUAGCACUGUUACUUUUCUGUGAGGUAAACAGCUUGUUGGACUCCUCGGCUGCGUUUCUCUUUCUCACUCCUCGGGAAGAAGAAAAAAAAGUGUCAUUUUAGUUGCUUUUUCUGUCCUCCUUCAUGAGCGGUUUGUUCUGGGGUUUCUCCUCAGUGUAUACUCCGUGUGCUUUUCAGAUACAUUCAUCUCUUCUACAGGAAGACUUUCUGUGUGAUUACUGAGGACAUUUCUCGUUCUGUCAUGAUGAUUCGGCGCGGUUUAACCUAGCUAGCUGGCCUGGAAUAGCUAGCUGUAGCUAACUGGGAUUCUGACUCACUGAGUCACGGUCCAGCGGUUGACCGAACAACCGAAAAUUCGAACCCGCGCGCGGUUCUGUUUUGUUUCUCGUUUUCGGCGACGCGCGCACUCAAAUGGCAGAAAGCGUUGGAAUAAAGCAGAGCAAGCCUGGAGAAAGCCCCAGCACUGGGAAGAUAAAGCAGGCAGCAGCAGCAGAAAGCCCCGGAGCGAGCCCCGGCAACGGGAGGAAGAAGAACGGUGGAGAGAGCCCCGGCUCCGGAAGGAUGAAGCCGCAUCAGUCGCCCUCUACCCGGGCCGCUAAGUAUCACGCGGGCGCCGCCGGUCACUCUUUCCGCAAAGUGACUCUGACCAAGCCGACUUUCUGCCAUCACUGCAGCGACUUCAUCUGGGGGCUCGUGGGCUACGUUUGUGAAGUGUGCAACUUCAUGUCUCAUGAGAAGUGUUUGAAGCAUGUGCGGACCCUGUGCUCCUGCAUGGCACCCACACUGGUGCGGGUUCCUGUAGCUCACUGCUUCGGUCCAGCCGGUCAGAAGAAACGCUUCUGCUGCGUGUGCCGCAAGAACCUGGAGGGAACGUCGGCCCUACGCUGUGAAGUGUGUGAGCUGCACGUUCACAGCGACUGCGCCCCAUUCAUCUGCAGUGACUGUCGUCUGUGUCAUCAAGAUGGAGGCCAGGACUAUGACAUGUUCCAUCACCACUGGCGAGAGGGGAACACGGCAUCUGGAGCACGCUGCGAGGUGUGCCGGCGUGUCUGCGGCUCCUCUGACGUCCUCGCCGGUAUGAGGUGUGAGUGGUGUGGCAUCACGACGCACCCCGCAUGUUGUAUAAUGAUCCCUCCUGAGUGCGGUCUGGGUCGUCUGCGCAACAUGAUCCUGCACCCCAGCUGUGUCCGCAUCUGCUCACGCAACUUCAGCAAGAUGCACUGCUUCCGCAUCUCGGAGCCCCCGCAUCAGUGCGAACUGGAUAAUCUAGAUGACUCCGAUGUCCCGAACCCAGUAGCAUCGAAGGACAAUCAGUCCUCAGGCUCAUCGGAUACUGGGAAGCAGACUCUGAGAGUGUUUGACGGGGAUGAUGGCGCGAAGCGUAACCAGUUCCGGCUGGUCUCCAUUCCUAGAAUCACCAAGAGCGAGGAAGUAGUGGAAGCGGCGCUCAGGGCGUUCUACAUCCCGGACGAUGCGCAGGAGUACGAGCUCCAGAAUUACACCCACCCCGACCUGCUAAGCGAUGACAUCAUCAAUCGCAACGGCAUGCCCGACAGCAAGGCCAUGUUUAAGGACUGCCCCCCGGAGGUGUGGCUGCUCCGAGCCAAGCCCAAAGACACGGAGUUGCUCAAGAUCUACGCUGGCUGGCUUAAGGUCGGUGUUGCCUACAUUAGUAUCACCAUUGGGAAGAGCACAACGGUAGACUCCGUCAUUAAGGAAGCGCUCGUCCAGCUCGGCAAACAGAAUGAAAACCCUGCAGAUUUUAACCUGAUGGAGGUUUUCAUGAGCAGCAAACAAGUGCAGAAGCAGGUUCUUGGUGGUCAGGAGCUGUUACUGGAUAAACUGCAGGAGAUCAGGAAGACGUCUCUGAGGCAGAUGAACCAGACACGCUUUUACAUUGUGGAGAGCAGGAACCGGGUGGUCCAGGUGGACCUGCUGAUCGGAGGACUUCCGCUGCAACUCAACACAGAGGAGUACACAGAGCUGCUUCAGGAACACCUUGCUAUCAAGAGUCAGUUGGUCACCAUCACUCACAUCUACCCAGCACAAGGAGCGGUGGAUUUGCAGAUCACAUGUUUCUCUGAAGCCGAACGUGUCUACAUGCUGGCCAAAGACACCAGCAUCAAUGGCAAGCAGCUCUCUUGUCUCGUCAUACCUGAGAUCAUGAAAAGCGAGCUAGCCAGAGGCUCUUGCCCUUUGCUUGUGUUCAUUAAUCCUAAGAGUGGAUGCCUGAAAGGCAGAGAGAUCCUUUACGGCUUCCGGAAACUUCUCAACCCUCAUCAGGUGUUCGAGCUGACCAGCGGAGGGCCGCUGCCUGGACUGCACACAUUUCGCGAGGUUCCCCACUUCCGCAUGCUGGUGUGCGGAGGAGAUGGGACAGUGGGAUGGGUGCUGGGUGUGCUGGAGACCAUCAGACACAAACUAGCCUGUCCCGAGCCUGCCAUUAGCAUCGUACCUCUGGGAACAGGUAAUGACCUGGCACGUGUCCUGCGAUGGGGAGCCGGCUACAGCGGCGAGGACCCCUACAACGUCCUGGUCUCGGUGGACGAGGCAGAAGAGGUGGAGAUGGACCGCUGGACCAUCCUGUUUGACGCUCAGGAAAUGGCAGAGGAUGGAAAGGAGAAUGGCUUCCUGGAGCCUCCAAAGAUAGUCCAGAUGAAUAAUUACUUCGGCCUGGGGAUCGAUGCGGAACUCAGCUUGGACUUCCAUCAUGCUCGGGAAGAAGAGCCGGGAAAAUUCAACAGCAGGUUUCAUAACAAGGGCGUGUACGUGAAAGUCGGCCUGCAGAAACUGAGUCACACACGCAACCUUCACAGACACCUGAAGCUGCAGGUGGACAAGCAGGACAUAGAACUGCCAAGUAUAGAGGGCCUCAUCUUUCUCAACAUUCCCAGCUGGGGCUCUGGUGCAGAUCUGUGGGGUUCGGACAGUGAUGCACGCUUUGACAAGCCCAGGAUAGAUGAUGGCAUGCUGGAGAUAGUUGGAGUAACUGGGGUGGUACACAUGGGUCAGGUCCAAAGCGGGCUCCGCUCAGGGAUCCGGCUCGCUCAGGGCAGCUACAUCCGCAUCACCGUGACGAAGCCCAUCCCGGUGCAGGUGGACGGUGAGCCUUGGAUCCAGUCCCCCGGACAGAUCAUCGUCUCCGCAGCAGGACCCAAGGUGCGCAUGCUGAGGAAAUCAAAGGCCAAGCAGAAGAAGCAAUCUGGCAGUCUGAAGGAGGGAAGAGCCGAGAGCCCGGCACCGGGAGAGGGGGCAAACUGACAGAAAAGCCCACACACACACACACACACACACACACAGACACACUUUCAGAAAUGUCUGCUUCCACCUCCUUUAUGGGGUAACAAUCUAAUUCACUGGAUUAGAAAUGACAAAGGAAACGUCAUGUUUCUUGUUUAAAAAUGAACUCUUACAUUUUUGAGAGGCUUACAGUGGCAACAAAUAGAAAGGAAAUGAAGUGCUUUUAAUACUUUGUAGUUCCUCUUCCUUUCACUAAAACAGACUCGUUGCUAUAAAUAGACACUGCCAUUGCUUCAAAGUAAAAAAAUAAAUAUUUGCUUUUGUGAGUGGAAGUGGUUUUGGGAAAUUGAGAGAGGGUUUAAUUUUUGAAACAGAUUCACUGUAACAUAGAGCUCUGACCUGUAUCCUGCUUUACGUUUUGUGUGUGUGUGUGUGUGUGUAU
Molecule: messenger RNA, 3916 nt
Organism: Ictalurus furcatus (blue catfish)
Lineage: Eukaryota; Metazoa; Chordata; Actinopteri; Siluriformes; Ictaluridae
Product: diacylglycerol kinase theta
Exons: 23
Coding region: 646-3495 (949 amino acids)
Biological process (GO): diacylglycerol metabolic process; intracellular signal transduction; lipid phosphorylation
Molecular function (GO): ATP-dependent diacylglycerol kinase activity
Source: RefSeq, a predicted model, not a curated record